CGGAAAGUCGGUGUGGUACAGUCAUGGAUGCCCUACGUCCCGAGUCGGAGCUGCAGCAAGACGAUGAGGAUGUCCAUGUUGUGAUCGGCGAUGCGCUCGCGCAGCGCGACGAUGACGGCGAGCCACCGACACCGCCGCCACCACAGCCAUCAUCAUCACCAGAGCAGGUACCACAGCCCCCGCACGCCGCUGUUAACUGGCCAGCAAUAUUUGCCACCGCACUACUCUCUGGCCUAGCAAUGGGAACGUUGGGGUGCGAGAGGAGUCUCGCUGACGAUGUGGCACUUGUCCUCGGCCUGGGCGAUGAAGUCCUCGUAGUGCCAGCCAUGCUCACGAUGACAUGGGCGGUGGUGCUGGGUAUACAGCCGCAGGCAGACUUGUCGUCGGCAAUUUUGACACUUCUAGUGGCAACCAGCUGGUGGAGUGCCUCUGCCAUGCACGUCAUCUUUACCUACGGUUGCAUCUUUGCGCGGGCGGCGCAGACGACAGACGUCGGUGAGACGUUGGUCUCUGCUGCGCGGACGGCCGUUGAAGGCCCGCUUCGGGCUGCACUUGAAUGGGCUGCUGGCCUGCGGCGCAGUCUUGCGAUCGCCACUGGAUCGGAAGAGUCGUCGAUGGUGAUGAUGGUCCAUGGCGCUGCCAUGGCCGCUGCCGCAAGCGCUGUUGCCGCCGCGCUCUGCGGCGUGCUGCAGAACGCCAAUCCGGUGUUUGCAGCCCUGGUUGCCAAGCUCAUCGCGUCAGUAGAGGUCAUCUGGGACGUAAUGGCAUGGAUUCCAGGCGUGGGGCGUGCCGUGGUCUGGGCAGGACUCGCGUCUGUGCUUGCCUUUCCGGUGCGCGCGGCGUGCGAGUCGAUGCUGGCGAUCGACGAGGACGACGACGCGGUUAGCAGCGAUAACGCUGAUCCACACAGCCUUCGGCAUCGGCUCGGGGCUGCAACUCUCGCGGCAGCUGUUGUGGUUAUAGCCGUAUUUGUGGCGUCCGACGUUGCCGUCUGCGUGCCGCUCUUUGCGCUCGGCGUGGCGCCGCCGGCGUGGACCCUUGGGCUUCCCGACGACGCGGCUAUGUCCGGGCGCGCGCUUGACGCUGCCAUCGGGACGUUUUCGGGCAUCACCAAGCACGCCGCAGUUUGGCUGGUUGUGGCGCUGGUGAUGACGGCGUCACUCACGCUCGCAGUCUUCUCACAACGGCUUGGUCUCGAUCGCGAGCAUCCGACGCUGCGCCGACUCGGCCUGGCGCUGGCGAGUGGAUGCGGCACCAUGGGCUGUUUUGCGUUGUGGCGACUGAUCGAAUACAUUCGAUUCAACGGAUGCACGCUGCCCAAGAUCUUUGGCUUUGUGGGUGUCGUGGCCGUGCUUGCCGGCUGCGGCGCAGUGGCGUACAAGAUCCGGGCACACAAGACAAACCUGUGGCUGUGGCGGCGACUGAUGCGCAUCGGGCUAGCAGCCAUUGCAAUCCUCCUCAUUGCGCCCAUCGACUCGACAGCCAUCAGUGUUAGCGUUGUGCUUGUCGAGCGUGGCGAGCUGGCGGCGGCGGAGCAGAUCCAUGCCCAGCGAUGGCAUGUCGCCGGUCUGCCCAACCUCCUCCCACUUCUCGACCACGCCGACGCUCGGAUCGCCGCCGGCACUGCUGCCGUUCUCAAUGCUGCGCAGCCAAAACUAGCAGCUAUUCAGGACACACCGAUAUUCCCCCUCUCGUCCAGUCCGCUCCUCGGAGCGCGCUUUGCCGCCUACACCCUCAACACCUCACACGUCCACGCCGCCAUCGCUCGUGCGCUCGAAGGAACUACCGCACCAGCGGCGCUCGAUCAGCUCCGGGCCAUCACCCGCGAGGUGUCAUCGUCAUCGUCAUCGGUACCAGUCUCAUCAUCUAGUGCUUCCUCUGUCACUUUGUCGUCACCAAUCUCAUCGUCAUCGGCAUCCGCGUCAUCAGCGUCAUCAGCGUCAUCAGCGUCAUCAUCGACACACUCUGCCCGCUCGAAGAGAGCAAGCGGUCGGCUGGCCAUUCCUGCCGAGGAGCUGGCAGAGCUGAGACAGCUGCCAGCAGAGGAAGACCUACAAGCCACCUUUGACUCGCUGCAUGUGCUGCCUGUGGUGCCUGGAGGCAUGUCUUCGACGCCUGUGAUGGCCAUGCGUGUCACGCCGCGGUUGCGCUCAUCGGAUGAUGAUCUGCCUCCGCGGCUGUUGGUGCUGGACGAGGAUCCGCCCGAGACUGGCCCGGCCCGCCCACUUGCUAUCAAGCCCCACGUGUACGUCGUCGAUGCUGCUGCACACAUGGAGGUCUACCACUCGAACCACUCGUACUCGGAGGACGCAGAUGCGUUUGAUCCUCGCCCCGGGGCCGCGCUGGCGAAUGAUGUCUUGCCAGCGUCCGGGGCAGUGGCGGAUGCCAGUGUACAGCUCGCUGCGUCCAUUGCGCCGCGAAUGGCGCGUGCAACAGCCUUGGGUGGGGCGCUGCUCAUUGCUGGCGCUCUGGUUGUGGCGACGGCUGCACUUGCGGUGGGCUGUCCGACGUCGCGGCUGCUAGUUGCUGCCAGCUCGAUGGCGGCGCUCCAGGCGCUGCCGGGUGGGUGGGAUGCGCCUGGUGGCGCGCUGGUCAUUGGCGGCGUCCUGGUGGCUGUUGGCAGCUGGCUUGUGGUGUUUGCCGGUGCGUUGCCGGCGAGUCUGGCGGGACGGGCGGCGAAAACGACAGGGCGAAGCGAGCGGGCGCCGAUUGCGCUGUACGCCACAGCGGUGACGCCUGUCGAGGAGCGUGGGUGGCGAGCGUGGAUGGCCCGGAGUGUGGCACGGGUGUGGUAUGGUCGACUGGCAAUGUCGCGCUUGGCGUCACAGGUUGUCGCCUGGAGCCGCAACCCGUCAUGGCCCGAGUCGGCCAUCAUCGACGUCCGCGAGCACCCGGCCACUGUUCUCGUCCGGGCGUUUGAUCCGGCCGGCGACGACUGGUUGGUAGCGUCGGCAGUCGUCAUGCCCAGCUCGGCCGCGGGAGAGGUGGUCGAGCUCCCGCUGAGCCUCGCCCCGAUUGCGCCGGCUAACACUGCGCCGGCGUGGAUGGUGCUCCGUGCCGGGGCAGUGCCUGGCACAUACGUGUUGCGGUCGCUCCGCAACCUUCCGUGGUUGCCAACGCCGCUUGCGAGUGCCCGGCGAGCCUCAGUUGCAUGGCGCGAGCUGGCGUUGGCCAUGACUGCCGCUGGUUCCGUUGCACUGGUUGUCGCAGCGAUUGCAGCCGGACUCGCGUCCAACAUGACGUUUGGUUCUGCGCUUGGCUGGGCCGUGAGCGGCAUAUUUGGCGGCCUUGCUGGUGGCGAUGUGCCCCGGCUCUCUACCGGUGGCGCAGUGCUGUGGGCAUUGGUCGUCAUGCCGGUGAGUGCUGUGGCACGAUUGGUGGUGCUGCGGCAGGCGGCGGCCGCGCAAGUAGCGCUGAUGAGUGUGCUGCGGGCACGGACUCUGGUGAUCAGCGUCGUUGUUGUUGUAGGUGUGCUAGUUGUGGCAACGUGUCUCCUCCACGUGGCGCUGCUGGGUGGCAGCUCCCGGAGCGGCGAGCAGGCUGUCAUGGCGUGCAUCACUAACGCAGUUGGCCUCGACUACUCGAGUGAGACCCAUUGGAAGAGCGUGCUCGCGCGUAGCAUGGGUGCGGUCCUUGCAAGCCUGCCCGUGUCGAGCGCCGCGCUCGCGGGACUCGCAGCAAUGGUCAGCCUGCUGACGCGCGGCACGGGCCAGCUUGUGGCGGGUGGCUGCGCCGCCAUCGUCGUGGCAACGACCGUACUUGGAGCAGGGGUCAUGACUCUACUGACAACGAGUCGCGACCCGUCAGCCACCGGCGAGUUUGGAUCUGCGUUGGCGGUGGCGGCGCUGGCGGUGGUCGGGCUCGGCCCGGUCAACGCAAUGCCGCAGACUGCCAGUAUCCAGAUCACGGCGGUGAUCAUCGCAGGUAUGGCGGGUGUGGCGGGCGCGGCGUUGGUAGCAACUGCGCUGGCACGCGCAGUCUACCCCAGCUGA
Messenger RNA from Thecamonas trahens ATCC 50062, 3992 nucleotides. RefSeq lists its product as uncharacterized. Bases 24 to 3992 code for a protein of 1322 amino acids. The transcript is spliced from 3 exons. Lineage: Eukaryota; Apusomonadida; Apusomonadidae. The record is from RefSeq and is a predicted model, not a curated record.